Messenger RNA from Penicillium macrosclerotiorum, 1602 nucleotides. RefSeq lists its product as uncharacterized. Bases 1 to 1602 code for a protein of 533 amino acids. NCBI's taxonomy places the organism in Eukaryota, Fungi, Ascomycota, Eurotiomycetes, Eurotiales, Aspergillaceae. The record is from RefSeq and is a predicted model, not a curated record. The transcript is spliced from 2 exons.
AUGUCCACCACUACCCUCGAGAGGAGCCAUUCCUGUACCUCCAGUACCUCGCUCUCUAUGUCUAGCCCUCGCCUACCGGUCCGACGUGAGACCACACCGCCGGGAUCGGAGCUGUCCCUCUUCCACAUCCAUGACCGCAUGAACCAACUGGACUCGCGUGUUCUCGAGCUUCGCGCCACCAUCCUUACUCAGGAUGGGUACGUCGAUCGUCGAAAUCGCGAGGAUGAGCAUAUUCGCCGGGAAUUUGAGAAUCACCGUGCGAUUUCCCAAAGAAUCGAUCUGAACGUCGUGGCAUUACGCUCCGAUGUCGAACAGAUCAAAACCAACAUUUUCCAGCUGAAAUCGAGCGUCGGACAGUCCGGGACUGAGACCGUCUUCCUGCGCGGAGAUGUGGAUCGCUUGCAGAAGGCCGUGGACCAGCUCCAGUCGAGUUCGGAGCAGAUGAAGACUGAUGCCUGUGCCACUCGGAUCGAUAUUAGCCGCCUGCAAACAGCCACCAACCAGCUUCGCACCGAUCUCGUCACUCUUGAACACAAAUUAUCCCACCAACUCAAGUCCAUGGAGUCCCGCUUCACUACGCGGAUGGAUUCAAUCGAGUCCCGUAUGGAUUCAAUCGACUCGCGUAUGAAUUCAAUCGACUCGCGUAUGAAUUCAAUCGACUCGCGUAUGCGUCACUCGGAACGCGUCCGUUUCAACUCUCUCGCCCACACUGUCCACGCCCCGAUCAGCCCUGUCCCCCUUGUAACGGAAAAUGGUUCUCUUGAAUGGCCCGCAUACUUCCCCCGGACGGUGUGGAGGUUUUGGUGUCUCAAGAAAAGGAGCCGAGUUCAUCGUUUGAUUGAGCUUGCAGAAUUCUACCAACUGGGUGAUUACCAGGAUUGGUGUCGGAUGCAUCCAUCGGACAUGUUCGCCGACGACAGUGAUUCCAGUAGCUCCAGCGAUGGGGGAUACAACAAUAUCACUCGGGCAGAAGCUGUCCGCCAAUUCCCCGAAGCCGCACACCAGGCUCUAGCCGCCACCCUAGGGCUGAUCUACUAUAAGAUCCGCAACGAGGUGGGCGAGGGCCACAACGCCCCGAUGGCCCGCCCCCCGAAGCGCCACCAAGACGAGGUUGCUUCCACCAGCACCAGCAACAAGUCCAAGCCGGUCAAGAUUCCGCGCCGCCCUAGCGUCUCCGAUUCGUUCCUGCACCGCUUGGUUACCGGCGGUCCGUCCGUGGAGUCAAAGUCUUCAACAUCCGAAGAGUUCGACAAGCUAGGCUGGAAUGCAUUCGCCGAUGUCUCGGACGAUGCGAUGAGCAAGCUUCGCUCAAUUGACCCGCAGGAUAUUGGCAUGGUGCUUCGCGCGCUUGAGCAAGGUCGUCUGAAGCUGAAGCCCAGCCGAUCAGAGAAGCUCAACAUGUCUCCCACUGGAUCCAAGGCGCAGUCCAGCUUUGACAAAGCCGACAAGGCCUCAUCACAUGGUGAUCGAGAUCGAAUCACCGUACCUACUGUACCCAACACAGUUCCUACCCAACCUGUCACCUCAGUGGAUAGUGCAUCCAGAGCUCACGUUUCCAAUAUUCCUGAAACGGCCUCGGAUUCUGACAGUUCUACUUCUUGA